CAUUUAACAAAUAGAAAAUGAUGAAAAGAAUUUUGUCUGAUGAAAGAUUCUGCCCUCCUACUAUGUUAAUACACCCUUGAACUAUAUAUUAUUGCUUCUUGUAAUUGUAAACAAUUAGAAUUUGAUCUACGGAUCACAACCUUUUCUUUUCCUUAAUUUUCUGCCUUCAGGGUUGGACCUGCUGUGAUAAAUUAAGCUACACUAUUUGGGUUGCCAGGGAUUCAGAUUUUUGAGUUCACCAGAAUUGAAACAUAUAUAAAUUAUAUUGUACAUCUUAUUUUGUGUCAUUUAAAUCAUCCAGCUCGAUCAGGAAAGAAAAAAUUAUUAUGGGAACCUCCAUCCGCAGUUCUAGACAAUCGAACGAGACUAUGAGGUUAAUAGUAACAACUUUUAUCAGUGUUGUGCUUGGUUUCUUUUUAGGAGUUUCCUUCCCGACCAUUUCAUUGACCAAGAUGAACCUUCCGUCCACUCUACUUUCCUCCAUUGAUCUUGGUUACAUAGAGGACAAGUACUCAGGCCUCUCUUCGCAGUUACUUUUGAAUGUUUGGUCUUCCAUAAGGCUUAAUAAGGGUAUAUCAUUGCAUGAACCUGAGGAUGCAAAGAUUUGGGUUCCAACAAAUCCUCGAGGUGCUGAAAGGCUGCCCCCAGGUAUAGUUACAUCCGAGUCUGAUCUGUACCUCCGCAGAUUGUAUGGUAGACCUGCUGAGGACUUGACUAUCAAACAAAGGUACCUUGUAACAUUUACAGUUGGUUAUGAGCAGAAGGACAACAUUGAUAAAGCAGUGAAGAAGUUCUCAGAAAACUUCUCCAUUAUGCUGUUUCAUUACGAUGGUCGGACAACUGAAUGGAAUGAAUUUGAAUGGUCAACGAGGGCUAUACAUGUCAGUGUUCCGAAACAAACUAAAUGGUGGUAUGCAAAACGAUUUUUGCAUCCUGACAUACUGGCACCUUAUGACUAUAUAUUCAUCUGGGAUGAGGAUCUUGGAUUGGAGGACUUUGAUGCUGAAAGGUACAUAAGCCUGGUCAAGAAGCAUGGUUUAGAAAUUUCCCAGCCGGGUUUAUCAGCAAAUAGCGGACUAACAUGGCAAAUGACAAGGAAACAAAAUGAUAGCGAAGUGCACAAAGAAGCUGAGGAAAGAGAUGGGUGGUGCGCUGAUCCACAUCUACCACCAUGUGCAGCAUUUAUUGAGAUAAUGGCUCCUGUUUUCUCACGAAGCGCUUGGCGUUGUGUUUGGCAUAUGAUCCAGAAUGACUUGGUCCAUGGAUGGGGUCUUGAUUUUGCUCUUAGAAGAUGUGUGGAGCCCGCGCACGAGAAAAUAGGAGUUGUAGAUGCACAGUGGGUUGUUCAUCAAACUGUUCCUUCACUUGGGAACCAGGGAAAGGCCGAGAAUGGAAAGGCAGCAUGGGAAGGGGUGAGAGAGAGAUGCAAGAAAGAAUGGACAACAUUUCAAAUGCGGAUGAACUUAGCAGAAAGAGCAUACCUGAAGGCGAAUUGAAUGCAUCAAACUUAGUCUGCAAGCAGUUAGGGGAGUUGUAUUUGUUCCAAAUCUUUUUGUAUUUAAGUUUAAUACGAUGUUAAAGAUUUAUCUCUAAAUAUACUCGUAUAUACCAGUGUCUUAUCUUAUGCCACAAAGCAUCAUUAUGCUGAGUGUAAACUUCCAGGUAAUUUAAUUAUUCUUUACUUGCCA
Molecule: messenger RNA, 1688 nt
Organism: Erigeron canadensis
Lineage: Eukaryota; Viridiplantae; Streptophyta; Magnoliopsida; Asterales; Asteraceae
Exons: 15
Coding region: 327-1496 (389 amino acids)
Source: RefSeq, a predicted model, not a curated record